AUGACCUUCGAUCGGACGUCGUUCUUCAAGGCUCGGGCCAAGUUGCUGACUACAAAAGGGGCGGCUGCGGCAACAGAUCCUGACAAGCCAGUUAAUUCAGGUCGCCAUCCCGUGACAAGCAUCUCCUAUCGUCGGCAUUCUUGUGAUCUCCAACAACUUGCCUCUGAUCUCUAUGAAUUCUACGAUGCUCUCCGUGGCAAGCAGAUACCAUAUGUGCUUUUGAAUUCACCGAUGUACGACAUGACUGAUGCAGAACGUGAUAAACUAGAUUAUGAUUCUGAUAAGGAAUUUAAUCACCUUCUGCACGUGUACUGGAUUCUGAAGGAACGCUAUCAGCAUAUGGCAAAUGUCUUCAUGAUAAUGCGGAAGCAUCGUAUUCGUGCUAUGGCUGAGCGCAAGCAAUAUGAAUCACUUCAUGCACUCACAAAAUAUGUGAUGGCGCAAGGAGUAGACGUCGCCGGAGAAUGGGAAAGAAGCCUUGGCACAGGCAGCACGAACAAAGGCUUCAGAAGCAGACAAGGUUCCUGCGAUGGUGAUGAUUGGGUUAACACGGAACGGAUUUCAACGCGCGUCGGCGUCGCCCCGGUUCUCAAGGUCCUCGACGAUGCGAAACACCCGGUUGCAAGCGACGCAUGCCCUGCAGAAGACCAUGACGAAGUCACUGAUGAUGGUUUUACCGAUGAAGAAAAAGCACAAUUGAUGGCUGAGAAUGAGGAAAUGUUUGCUCAGUUCGGACAGAUAAAUUCCGAGAUUGAUCAACUCGAAACGCAAAUUGCUGAAAUCCAACGUCUCCAAGACCGAUUUUCGGAUAAGUUGACUGAACAAGAACACGACAUCGAGACGGUCCACGAUACAGCGGUGCGGACGACGGAAAAUUUGAAGGAGGCAAAUGAAUGGAUUCGUGACUCCAUCUCCGAUAGUGCCGCGAGACGGAUGAUCGUGCUAUUUUGCAUCGUCGUGAUCACCUUCUCGCUCUUGUUUAUUGACUGGUAUAACGCC
Molecule: messenger RNA, 999 nt
Organism: Mesorhabditis spiculigera
Lineage: Eukaryota; Metazoa; Nematoda; Chromadorea; Rhabditida; Rhabditidae
Source: the annotation of a GenBank genome assembly